Molecule: messenger RNA, 406 nt
Organism: Rubroshorea leprosula
Lineage: Eukaryota; Viridiplantae; Streptophyta; Magnoliopsida; Malvales; Dipterocarpaceae
Source: the annotation of a GenBank genome assembly
ACAAGAUCAUGAUUUAUUUUCUAAAAUCUAUAACAAAUCUCGAAAUGGCUAGCCUUCUAACUCGUCACUUCCCAUGGUUUCCCCGUCCUCGGUUUCACUUCCUGAAAUGGUGGACAAGGAAAACUAUGAGAUAAACUCAGUAAGUGUUGAUCGUUUUGUCACCGUAACUCUUGGGUUAGCCUUCUGUUCUGUGCGAGUGAGGUAACUAAAUUAUGGUAAAGCCCUUUGAUUUUAAAGCAUGUUUUGAAUUGUUUUUGAGAUGGUGGCAAGGUUCAAAUUGAUUUUAAAUUGAUUUUAUCAGUAUCUGAGUGUGAUUUAAACUGAAAUGAAAACUGUGAUGAUUUUUAUGAGAAUUUCAUUGUUUUUCUGGAAUUGAGUAUGAUUGAAAUGAAAAUGAGAGUUUUAU